Messenger RNA from Carica papaya (papaya), 1701 nucleotides. Its product is annotated as Tetratricopeptide repeat (TPR)-like superfamily protein. Gene Ontology annotation, cellular component: mitochondrion. NCBI's taxonomy places the organism in Eukaryota, Viridiplantae, Streptophyta, Magnoliopsida, Brassicales, Caricaceae. Gene Ontology annotation, molecular function: protein binding. The record is from RefSeq and is a predicted model, not a curated record.
ACCAAACACGGUCUUAAGGCCCUGAAGGGCCUGAACUUUAUGAUCAACGCAGUGGAACUUCGAAAUUUGGAAAGAAGACGAAGAACGGAGACAAACCUGGAGAAGCCAUGACAACCCGCUCCCUCUUCCUUGCUCUUAGACGUGUUCUUAACUAUAAAGACAAGCAAUCUCAAGUUUUACUUUUCUCCAAUAAGAAAAGCAAUAUCUCAAGAUCAUUCUCUUCAAGCGUCUUAACCGGCGAAUGCAUCGAAGAAUCUCCGAUUCCAGAGGAGAAAGACGAUUUGAAGAGCCGUAUUUUCAGGCUUAGACUCCCUAAGCGAAGUGCAACCAAUGUCCUCGAGAAAUGGGUUCACGAAGGCAACCAAAUUACCAUUUAUGAGCUUCGGCAGAUUUCCAAAGAGCUCAGAAAUUAUCGGCGUUUCAAGCACGCUCUCGAGAUAUCAGAAUGGAUGGUUGCCCGUGAAGAGUUUGAGUUGUUAGAUUCUGACUAUGCAGUGCGGAUUGACCUAAUGACAAAAGUUUUUGGAAUUGAAGCUGCUGAACACUACUUUGAGGGUCUACCUCUGACAGCAAAAACUUGUGAAACAUACACUGCUUUACUACAUUCUUAUGCUGGAGCCAGAUUGACUGAAAGGGCUGAAGAACUGUUCAAUAGAAUAAAGGAAUCCAAGCUGCCCUUCAAUGCUCUCAUAUACAAUGAAAUGAUGACCUUGUACAUGUCAGUUGGGCAGGUGGAGAAGGUGCCUACAGUUGUUGAAGAAUUAAAACGGCAGAAUAUUGCCCCUGAUAUUUUCACGUACAAUCUAUGGAUAAGUUCAUGUGCUGCGACUCUUGGCAUUGAUGAAGUUAGAAGGAUCCUAAAUGAAAUGGCCCGUGCUUCUGGUUGCAAUGAUGACUGGGUUAGAUACAUAAAUCUUGCGAACAUAUAUGUCACCACCAGUCACCUUGUAGAUGCCAAGUCUGGUCCCUUGGUGGAAGCAGAGAAAGGUAUCACACAAAGAGAAUGGAUAACAUAUGACUUUCUAAUUAUUCUAUAUGCAGGUUUAGGCAACAAAGAUAAAAUUGACCAAAUAUGGAAAUCGUUGAGAAUGACUAAACAAAAAAUGACAAGCAGAAAUUACAUUUGUGUCCUUUCUUCAUAUCUGAUGCUUGGGCAUUUGAAAGAAGUGGAAGAAGUUAUUGAUCAGUGGAUGCAAUCUACCACGCCAAACUUUGAUAUUUCUGCAUGCAAUAGAGUUCUGGAUGCAUUCACCGAGACUGUUUCGACUGCAAAGGCCAAUGAUUUUCGUAUGCUUCUGAUUCGAAAGAAUUGCAUCCCCACAAAUGAAUCCAAAUCUGACUGAGCUUAAAAUGAUCUGGCAACAGCUUGGUGGAAGCGUUUAUCUAGUUUGAAAUGUCAGAGACAAAAAAUUUCUUAUGAUUUAUUGCAGGCUCAUAACAUCAUCGGGAACUGGAUUUGCAGUCUCUGAACAACAGAGGUUUUUCGUUGCACCUUUUGCCUUCUGGCAUCUUUUUAUGGAUAAAUUUCAUAGCUUCAUAACACUUCGACUCCAUUUUUGUCAUGAAUGCAUAAUUAUGAGCUCUGGUAUUUCUUUAUCACCACUAUUCAACUGAUGUUAUUUGUCUCAGAACAGUUGUAGACAAGAACUGAUAUAAUAAUUUUGUUCACAGAAAAUGAAACAUUGCCGUUGUUUUUAUUUU